Messenger RNA from Clonostachys byssicola, 1047 nucleotides. NCBI's taxonomy places the organism in Eukaryota, Fungi, Ascomycota, Sordariomycetes, Hypocreales, Bionectriaceae. The record is from the annotation of a GenBank genome assembly.
AUGUCCCUUCUUACGAGUGUUACCUCUUCCAACAGCCAAAUAUCUGCCACGUUCCCUCAUGGAUUAGUCGCUGUUUUCGUUGGAGGGACCAGUGGCGUCGGCGAGUAUACAGUCAAAGCCUUUGCGAAAUACUCUAUCAAUUCUCGGGUGUAUAUUGUCGGGCGCUCUCAAGAGUCUGCUGAUCGGAUCAUCCAAGAAUGCAGUCGUGUCAGCUCCGGAAGUACGUUUCAAUUCAUCCAAGCGGAUGUAAGUGCUUUACGGGGUGUUGACAGCGUCUGCGAUAAAAUCAAGAAUAAAGAAACUGCAAUCAACCUCCUCUUUUUAUCGCAAGGUAGUAUGGGGUUCAAUAAAAAAUCACCUGAUGGCUUGCCUCUGGCCGCAUCUCUUGCCACGCAUUCACGAACUCGCUUCAUCGCAAACUUGCUUCCUCUGAUUCAGCAAGCCGACACCUUACGCCGAGUGGUCAGCGUUGGAGCGGCAACAGUCGAGGGGCCGGUGGAUAUGAGCAACUUUUUUGGGGAGGGGUUCCCUUUGACUAAAUGGCGGGACCAGUUGUCUUCUAUCCAGACAUUACUUCUGGAAGAAUUUUCACGACUUGCCCCGACCGUCAGCUUCAUCCACUCAUUGCCCGGGAUCGUGAAGGGUGGGAUCAAUCGUGACGCUGAAGGCUUCUCGCUAAAGCUGAUUAUCCUGAUAUCGCGAUAUCUAUUCGAACCUUUUUUGCAGGUACCCCCUAACGAAUGCGGAGAGAGACACCUGUUCCUUGCUACGAGUGCUUUUUUUAAACCUGCUCAAGGUAGUGUAGAAGUCGCAGGUGUUCUUGUUCCUGAGGAUGAAGGACCGGUGAUUGGCACCGAUGGAGAGACAGGCAGUGGAGCGUACUCGAUGGAUCACUAUGUUCGCCCGCUGCCAGCUAAAGCCGUUGAGAUGGUAUCUCAGCUUAGGAGCAACGGUACCCAAAGCAGGAUUUGGGAAUUUGUAUCGAAGGAUUUCAAACGUCUCACAGGCACGGGGUUGCCAGAGACGGCAAAAGCUUUGACUAUGUGA